CACGCCUUUCGAGCUUGCGUGCUUUGGCUUCCAAUACCACCAUGUCAAGCCGGACAACUGGCUCACGGCCGAUAUGUGGCGCGUGCCUCGCCAUCGCCAGAGCCGCAGCAGCCCCUCUCGCGCCUCACCUGCUGCCACGGCGACGGCACACCCGUAGGUACUACGGCAUUUGCCGGACGGGCCUCUCCUUCUACUUUCCAAUGGCCGCGCUGCACUGGCUGGCGUGGGCCCGGCUCGCUGACUUUGCAAACCUCGUCCUGUACGUCGUCCUGCACGUCGGCAUGUUUUGCCAGGUGUCGCACGCUGCUGCGCACGGCCGCUGGGCCAGCAGCCGGUGGGUCAAGCUGCUGCAGCGCUCCGGUCUCUGGGUCUCGCCCGCGGCGCACCGGCUGCACCACUGCGAGCUCGACAAAAACUUCUGCAUCGUGAACGGAUGGGCGAACCCUCUCGUCGACCGGCUCUUCCGCACUCUAGUCGCGCACCGCUUGCCGCCGAGCAUGACUCCAGCGGUGCAGAGGGAGGUCUACAUUGCGCGGCGCGCGGCUAACGCCGUCGAGGCGCCGCCCUACCACGGGCUCGUCCCCGGGUAUCGCGAGAGACUCCGCCACAGGCAGAGCAGCUCGAGGAGCUGCCUGGCAAGGCCGAGGGCAGGCAGGUAGCGGUGCAAAUCGGUGCGCCGGGUCGGGGAGAGAGAGUCCGCAAGUGGUGGGACAGCGGGUGUUCAUGUACGCCAGUGGCAGGAUGUGAAAUGAAACGCGCGGGUUUUGCGGGGGCCCAGUGUGAGCCCCUGCACGAGGGGCGCGUGACGCGUGUGGGCGUGCGUGGGCUGUGUGGGGCUGGCUUGAUUUGCCUUGAUCACGCAC
Molecule: messenger RNA, 863 nt
Organism: Emiliania huxleyi CCMP1516
Lineage: Eukaryota; Haptophyta; Isochrysidales; Noelaerhabdaceae
Exons: 1
Coding region: 201-659 (152 amino acids)
Source: RefSeq, a predicted model, not a curated record